Messenger RNA from Antrostomus carolinensis (chuck-will's-widow), 1074 nucleotides. It is a transcript of the gene TGM2, whose product is annotated as transglutaminase 2. The transcript has 7 exons. Gene Ontology annotation, biological process: peptide cross-linking. The annotation marks the transcript as partial. Lineage: Eukaryota; Metazoa; Chordata; Aves; Caprimulgiformes; Caprimulgidae. Gene Ontology annotation, molecular function: protein-glutamine gamma-glutamyltransferase activity. The record is from RefSeq and is a predicted model, not a curated record. Gene Ontology annotation, cellular component: mitochondrion.
GUAAAUUGUAACGACGAGGACCGGGGGGUGCUGGCGGGGCGGUGGGACGACCACUAUGAAGAUGGGACGAGCCCGAUGGCCUGGAUUGGGAGUGUGGAUAUUCUCAAGAGGUGGAAGGAGUUUGGUUGCCAACCAGUCAAGUACGGCCAGUGCUGGGUCUUUGCUGCCGUGGCGUGUACCGUCAUGCGGUGCCUGGGCAUCCCCAGCCGGGUGGUGACCAACUACAACUCGGCCCACGACACCAAUGGCAACCUGAUCAUCGACCGCUACCUCAGCGAGACAGGGGAGGAGGUGCGGCGCUCCAGGGACAUGAUCUGGAACUUCCACUGCUGGGUGGAGUCCUGGAUGGCCCGUCCAGACCUGGAUCCCAGCUACGAUGGGUGGCAGGCGCUAGACCCAACACCGCAGGAGAAGAGCGAAGGGGUUUUCUGCUGUGGGCCGGCCCCUGUCAGAGCCAUCAAGGAGGGUGACCUGCAGCUGAAGUAUGACCUCCCCUUCAUCUUCGCUGAGGUCAACGCCGACGUGGUGUACUGGGUGGUGCGGAGUGACGGGUCGGAGAAGAAGAGCACCCACUCCUCGGUGGUGGGGAAGAACAUCAGCACCAAGAGCGUGGGCAGGGACAGCAGAGAGGACAUCACCCACACCUACAAGUACCCAGAGGGGUCUGACAAGGAGAGAGAAGUGUUUGCGAAGGCUGAGCACGAGAAGCGCUCUGUCCAGGAGGAGGAGGAGGGGCUGCACCUCAGGAUCAAGCUGUCAGAGGGUGCGAACAACGGCUCCGACUUCGACGUCUUCGCCGUCAUCACCAACGGCACAGACACCGAGCGAGAGAGAGUGCCCCUGCGCAUCCUGUACGAGAACUACGGGGAGAACCUCACCCAGGACAACAUCAUCAAGGUGGUGGCUCUGCUGACCGAGUACCAGACGGGUGAUGUCAUUGUGGCCAUCAGGGACAUCUACAUCCAGAACCCUUGGAUCAGCCUGGUGAACCCCCUGGCAGUCCCCCUGAACAACUGUGUGUUCCUGGUGGAGGGCACCGGCCUCACCGACGGGCAGCAGGUCAAGGAGCUGUAA